AACACAUUAAUAUAAGAAGCACUGCUUUGAAUAAAGCCAUACAAUCAAUAGCCUCUCAGUAUGAACACCAAACCACCGCUCCAGGUUCCCAACUUUAUUGGCAGUGGUACAUCAUCUCGUCCACAAAGUCCAUCGCUAUGUUUUUCCACCACCUCGUCGAAGAUAGAUAAAAAUGAAGCAGUUACACUCUGUGGUUGCCAGCAAGCACCGAAAUCUCAAUGCGCUUCGGCUUUGGGGGUGCUCGUGCUGGUACUAGCGUACACUGCUCUUGGAUCAGUGCUUUUCGUCACACUGGAAGGCGAUGGAGAGGAUGGCGAUAUUAUUGAGACAUCCGUUGCGGCAUCCAAACCAUAUCCAAGGCAUGAUUUAGUUAGUGCAGAAAUGCGGCUUAAGACUGUCGAUCGAUUAUGGUCCAUUACUGAGGAUUUAAAUAUUUUGUAUAAAGAGAAUUGGACUCGUUUGGCUGCGCAGGAGAUAUUACACUUUCAGGAUACGAUAAUAAGAUCAGUUCGAGCAUCUCGUACCCAACAGGUGACCAAUGUACAGCAAAACACACGCCCCUACAAGUGGACAUUUGCUUCCGCUUUCCUAUACUCGUUAACGUUGAUAACAACAAUAGGGUUUAGCGGGAUCUCUCCACGGACCCAAUGGGGACGUGUAGCAGCACUGAUUUAUGCGCUUUUCGGAAUACCCAUCAUAUUGCUGUACCUCUCGGCCAUCGGUGAAGGCUUGUCGAGUGGUAUGCGUUGUCUUUUUCGACGAUUACGACCGAACCGCUCCUCGCCUGGAAGCACCAACAACAGCAACAGCAGCAGUUCUAGCAUUGGCAGCGUCAGCGUUCCGAUGAGCAGCAAAGCAACGGUGGCAGAGAUGCACAAACGGUCGCAGCAAUCGAGCUACCAUCAAACCUGGAACCACGGUGGCUCUACCAUACACGAUCCCUGCACAUACGCCCUCAACGCGCACGGUUUGCGUGGCGGGAUGGGUGCAAAUAGUAAACUGCAAUCCCAAUCCGUUGUACCAAUAUCGGUCUGCAUUAUGAUACUGAUCUGCUAUAUUACACUAGGGGCGGUGCUCUUUCAUAAACUGCAGCCUUGGGGAGUUUUGGAGAGCCUGUACUUUUGUUUCACUUCCCUCGGUACCAUCGGGUUCGGAGAUCUGAUGCCAAAGGGCACGGUUGCACAAUACGCCGCAUCAGCGUACAUCAUUAUUGGUAUGGCCGUAGUGGCAAUGUGCUUCAGUCUUAUCCAAACGGAGCUCAUUAUCUGGCUGAAGAAGUUUACCAUCCCGGAAUCACUACCCACGUCCACCGAGGAUGUGGCACUCGUUUCCGUUGCCAUGACGCCGAUAAAAUCCUGACAACGGCCAAACGAUCUCAUCCCCAACGAGUACAACUCGCUACCGCGCCGCUCCAGCGCAUUCCAUCGCAACACUCCAGCGCGACGCUCGACCGGCAUCAUGGAGAAUCACAUGGAAUACUUCGUACCUCGAAGCGUUAGCGAAUUUAACCUGUCUGGCGUAGGCGAUCUCGCGCUCCCUCCGCCCAAGCGCAAUCUGGUGACACAGCACGCGGCUAGCUCGACCAUGCUGGCCGCACCAAAGCCACGCGAAAAGAUGGUCACGUUCGAGGACGAAUCCAAGUUUUUGCACGGCGUGCCUACUACCCCGCGAAAGCCGACCCUGACCAACGAUGUGUUCAUGUGACGUGACGGGUCCCGCAAUGGUGAGUCGCCUCCACCGAACCAGUAUCCAAAUGAUGUGAUCAAGGUUUGAUAGGACUGAAACACCGUCGCUCAACCAGCUUCCGGUUUGUUUCAGCAA
Anopheles maculipalpis is the source of this 1821-nucleotide messenger RNA. RefSeq names its product potassium channel subfamily K member 10-like. NCBI's taxonomy places the organism in Eukaryota, Metazoa, Arthropoda, Insecta, Diptera, Culicidae. The transcript has 5 exons. Gene Ontology annotation, cellular component: membrane. Gene Ontology annotation, molecular function: potassium ion leak channel activity. Bases 61 to 1359 code for a protein of 432 amino acids. Gene Ontology annotation, biological process: stabilization of membrane potential; potassium ion transmembrane transport. The record is from RefSeq and is a predicted model, not a curated record.